AUGGAUCAGUCUACUGCUUCUCCGGCGUCGUCCCGAAGGCGACAGAAAUUGAGGAUAAAAUGGUCGACCAAAUACGAGAUUGACUAUGGCAUCCAUUCAUAUGCUGGCCCUGGCUCGGGUCCCUCGUCUGGCAUUGGCAAUUCACCAUCUCCUCCAUUUAAGACCGAUAAUGCCCUUGUACUGUACUCUCCCCAGGAGGAAUCCUCCAAACUCUUAACACACUACUUCGCAUCAGCAUGUCAGGUCCUGUCGUCUUUUGACUCACCCAACAACCCUUACCGCUCAGAUCUGCUUGAGUUUAUUCGAAACUCCCCCAUUGUGUUCAAUAGUGCCUUGAGUGCAUCGGCUGCCCAUCUAAGCCAGCAAGAGCGAGACACAUCUUUGAUACCUUUGACCUUCCAGACGGAAGCUAUUUCACAUAUAUCGAGGGAGCUCGCCGAAAUGAACAGACUGACUCCUCUUCCCACCUUAACGGCACCAACGAUAAAGGAUGACUUGAUGUUGGGUAUAACUCUCAUUGGCAUGACCUCUAGCUGGCAUGAUCCUUCUUCUCUCGGCCUGUGCCAUUUUCAUGGUGCUCGAAAAGUGUUCAGGAUUUGGAUGAGCCAAUUCAACCUCAUGGACCUUCAGUUCCCGUCUCACCGCGUCCAACGCUUAAUCGUUUCAUCAAUGGUCUAUUGGGAAGUGAUGACCUCUUGCUUGAUUGAUCAAGAGGUUAGCGCACUCUCAUAUCUCGACGUGUUCUCCGUUCUGCCAUCCUCGACCUUUUGUUAUCCGUGUCCAUGGACCGGAGUCGGCACAAAUAUUUUGAUCAGCGUCGCUAAAUGCAUGGCAUUGGUACGGCAGAAACGACGUCUGAUUUCAUACAAUUACUCAGGAGAGGAUGAUAUAGAUAUAUCAAGCCGCACCCUCGAUUUACUCAGUCAAGCUUUCACUCUAAGUCUGGACAUAGACCACUGCCAAAUUCCAACUCCUGCAACAGUACAGAGUACGGGCGACUUCAGAACUCCGUCAGAUCAUCUCUGUAAGAUAGCUAAGUGCUAUCGACUAGUUGCUCGGCUUGAGCUUGAUCGGGCAUUCCCCGAACUCACGCAAUGCCUACAAGAUGACCAAAACCAAGACACAAAACUCUCACACCAUAUUUUAGAGCUUUCAGUAAAGAUAUUAGACAUUAUGAACACUAUUCCGGAGGACUCUCGAAUCAUUGCCAUCCAGACCAUCAUCUUACUAGCAGCGGGAAGUGCACUUGGAUCAAGUUCAAACACAAACCCCAACAUCAAAGUGUUAGUGGCAGACUGGAGGAGAUUUGUACUUGAGAGGCUGCAUAGGUCAUUCUUAUCUCUCAAACUUCAGACGAUUAAUAGGGCAGCGGCUGUGCUUCAGAGGGUCUGGGCACAGAUGGACUCAGUGGCCAUGGAGGGGCCUAAUUCCACAUCUUAUGAUAGGAGUCCAAUUUUACGCGUGCAUUGGAUUGAUGUUAUGACAGAAGCUGGACUGGAGACUAUUCUAGGAUAG
Molecule: messenger RNA, 1515 nt
Organism: Fusarium mangiferae
Lineage: Eukaryota; Fungi; Ascomycota; Sordariomycetes; Hypocreales; Nectriaceae
Exons: 3
Coding region: 1-1515 (504 amino acids)
Biological process (GO): positive regulation of transcription by RNA polymerase II
Cellular component (GO): nucleus
Molecular function (GO): transcription cis-regulatory region binding; DNA-binding transcription factor activity
Source: RefSeq, a predicted model, not a curated record